GUUAUUUUUUGCGUAUUAUUUGGCUUGCAAGACACAUCAUGAUUACAUACAGCAUCCUCCCCAUCAGGGGAUCCGUCAUCCGAAAAGCCAGUGGGGAUUCCUCCCUUUAUUUUUCAGAUGACUGGUUUACCCGGAGAUUCAGGGACAAAGGCUGGUGUAACUGAACUCAGCUCACUCGUGGCAAAUAAACCGAACUCCGUUGAGAUGUCUAUUCUUGAGUUGGUUCAUUUUAUCCAUCACCGUGAUGUUACCCGGCGCGGUCAGCUAAUUAGUCUCUUACUUCAUGCACAACUUCUUUCUCGAGGAGCGAGACCAACACAGAGCGAAGGACAGUCGCAGUUUGCUGUGUUGGCAGAAGAAGUUUUAAACAGUGAUCCCAUUCGCAUUCCGUAUACGCUCGUACCCAGACCGAAAACGGAAACUUUGGCCACCGUAGCGAGUCAGUUACAACUGUCAGUGGUGGAAACAGACGCUCAAAUAUUCAUCAGUCUAACCGACACUACGACGGACAAAUUUGGACACGUUGAACUAUCAGGUUUGGAACAUGUGCGCCUGGAUUGUGUCUCUGAGUGUGCCGCGGGACACUGGAACACUGUCUAUCCACAGCUGGAUGAACUUCUCAGUAUUUUUGAAGAGAGUUUGUGGAAAGCCGUCCUCCCAUCACCACCACUGAAUCGCUUUGGUGAAACGGAAAGAAAGAAGGACCGACGUGACCCUGGCCCACCUCCGGAUGAUCCACAACGGUAUCCACCAACUGGGUUCGACCCAGUGCGGCCGACAGCACCAGGGUUUCCUUUUCCUGACUAUGGUCGAAGUGAUCUGGACCCGUUUGGCUCGUUGGGUGGACGUGGAGGAAUGAUCCUAGACCCUAGACGUCCACUCGGUGGUUCCCCAUUCGGGUCCGGUGGUGGGACAUUCAUGGGGGGACCUGAUGUCCUUCCGCCUGGAGCAGUCCCCCCAGGAGCGAGGUUUGAUCCGUUCGGACCAGGUGUAAUCCCACCUCGACCGAGGUUUAGCAAUCCCCAGCGCGGUCAGCCAGAUCCGGACCAUGCACUUCCACCCGGCUUCGAGGAUGUUUAUCUGUGACAAAAUUAUUUUGUUCUAGUCUGCUUUCAUUCUCAACUGCCACUUUGCUUUAAUUGCAGUUCAAAUUUUCGAAUAUUUUUGUUUACAUUAUGCAACUUUGCAAAGCUAUCGUUUUUGGUCAUCGUCUGGGAAAAAGUUUGUCUUGAAGUUUCGUAGGAUUUCCAUGCUUAACUCAGGUGUUA
This is a messenger RNA of Opisthorchis viverrini, 1268 nucleotides long. RefSeq lists its product as hypothetical. NCBI's taxonomy places the organism in Eukaryota, Metazoa, Platyhelminthes, Trematoda, Opisthorchiida, Opisthorchiidae. The record is from RefSeq and is a predicted model, not a curated record. The coding region runs from base 118 to 1086 and encodes 322 amino acids. The transcript is spliced from 3 exons. Gene Ontology annotation, molecular function: endopeptidase inhibitor activity; proteasome binding. Gene Ontology annotation, biological process: proteasome-mediated ubiquitin-dependent protein catabolic process.